Molecule: messenger RNA, 2853 nt
Organism: Paralichthys olivaceus (Japanese flounder)
Lineage: Eukaryota; Metazoa; Chordata; Actinopteri; Pleuronectiformes; Paralichthyidae
Gene: aldh8a1
Product: aldehyde dehydrogenase 8 family, member A1
Biological process (GO): retinoic acid metabolic process
Molecular function (GO): retinal dehydrogenase (NAD+) activity
Source: RefSeq, a predicted model, not a curated record
UUGUGCCUGCAGCGGUGUGCUGUGCUGUUGGUUUGUGCUCGGUCAGAAGUGUGAGCUUCAGCGGUCAGUCAUGGCGAAAGCCUCGGGUCAGCACCUGGUCCUGGAGAACUUCAUCGGAGGGAAGUUUGUUUCCUGUCGGAGCCACAUCGACUCCUUCGACCCGUCCACCGGGGAGGUGUACUGCAAAGUCCCGGACAGUGGCAGGGAGGAGGUGGAGGCAGCGGUGGCGGCAGCUAAAGAUGCUUUCCCUGAAUGGUCCGCCCGCAGCCUGGAGCAGCGUGCGCAGAUCCUCAACAAGCUGGCCGACCUGAUCGAUUCCCAUCUGGAGGAGUUUGCCCAAGCUGAGUCCAGAGACCAAGGUAAAACAGUAACGUUUGCUCGGACUGUGGACAUCCCCCGAUCAGCGCACAACUUCCGCUUCUUCGCGUCGUCAGUGCAGCACCACACCACUGACUGCAGCCAGAUGGACCACAUGGGCUGCCUCAACUACACCAUCCGCUGUCCAGUUGGAGUGGCGGGUCUGAUAAGCCCCUGGAACCUCCCCUUGUACCUGCUGACGUGGAAGAUUGCCCCGGCGAUCGCCAUGGGGAACACGGUGGUGGCCAAACCCAGUGAGAUGACCUCUGUGACGGCCUGGAUGAUGUGCAAGUUGAUGCAGGAGGCUGGAGUUCCUCCAGGAGUCGUCAACAUGGUGUUUGGCACUGGCCCGAGAGCAGGCGACGCCCUCGUGGGCCAUCCUGACAUCCCAUUGGUCUCCUUCACUGGCUCCACAGCAACCGCCCAGCGCAUCACAGAGCGCAGCGCCCCCUACUGUAAGAAGCUCUCACUGGAGCUGGGGGGUAAAAACCCGGCCAUUAUUUUUGCUGACGCAGACCUGGACAAGUGUAUCGAGACCACGGUUCGCUCCAGCUUCUCCAACCAGGGAGAAAUCUGUCUGUGCACCAGUAGGAUCUACGUAGAGAGGAGUAUCUACCCUGAGUUCCUGGAAAGAUUUGUGGCUGCAGCCAAGAAGUGGAAGACCGGCGUGCCCUCUGACCCCAGCAGCAACAACGGAGCUCUCAUCAGCAAAGAGCACCUGGAGAAGGUUCGAGGCUUCGUAGAGCUCGCGAAAUGCGAAGGUGGCAUCGUCCACUGUGGCGAGGGAGUCGACAAGCUGGACCUGCCCGAGCAAAACAAAUCCGGCUACUUCAUGCCGGCCACCAUCAUCUCGGGCAUAUCUGAGAGCUCUCGCGUCACGCAGGAGGAGAUCUUCGGCCCUGUCACCUGCGUCAGCCCCUUCGACACAGAGGAUGAAGCUGUCUCCAAGGGCAACGGCGUGCGUUACGGGCUGGCCGCCACAGUGUGGUCCCGAGAUGUGGGGAGGGUUCACCGUGUGGCCAAGCGGAUACAGGCGGGUUUAGUUUGGACCAACUGCUGGCUGGUGAGAGAUCUGAACCUACCCUUUGGAGGGAUGAAGAACUCUGGUGUGGGGAGGGAGGGAGGGAAGGAUUCCUACCAUUUCUUCACGGAGGUUAAGUGCGUCACGAUCAAACACUAAUCGAUCAAACAAGAGAUUUUUCCUUCCAUGCUCUCUCCGAUUAGUGAAGCUGGUAAUGAAAACACAUUUGAAGAAAAAAAAAUCUCUUAACCACCCCCUGGUGGCAGUAUUGGUCUUAAACCUUGCUUCCUCCAUGUUAGUGAACAGGCCUUGGACCACACUAAAAAUCCAAAAUACAUCUCAAAUACAUUUCUGUCAUUUUCAAUAGUUCUUAUCACACUAAAGUAUGUUAUGUUGGUUUUAAUUAGUUAUAUGAUGCUAAAAAAAAGGGUGAAAUGUCAUGAUUAACAGCUGAGAUUGACUCAUGAUUUUGCCACAGCAGCUUCAUCCCCCAAAAGCUUCGGCACAGACUCUCCAAAUGUCCCAGGAUGGCAGCGUUUGUAUUCAGGAUAUUUUUGGUUCUUCUCUGGAUAGCAGAAGGAAGUGGAGAAGUGUCUUCCAUCUUUAUAUACAGUCUAUAGUAAGAUCGUUAUUAUAUUCCACCUUUAUCAUUUGGUCUUUGCUGAAUAUUUUCUACCAUAGAAAGUAAGAGAAAGCUUCUUGUAAACAAAGAGAGAGAACACGAGCCCCAGGCCAGAAACAAACUGCAGGAACAAGAUAUUGUUGCUGUUUUUUUAAAACGAAACAUUUCAGCCGGAAUCAGUUCAGGUGUUUUGUAACACACACGUGUUGGCCCAACUUAAAGUACCUUCUGAAAUCUCACAUGUAGUUCAAUGUGUUUGAAGUCUGGGUUAUGUCAUGGUUGUGUGCGGAAUGCAGUGACUCGAGUAUUUGUUACACAGCGUCAGUAAUGAUAGAUGUCAGAAGUUUGUGGGUCUCUGCUGUUGACAAAUUAAUGGCCCUCAUCAACACACCAUGUUCCCUUCAGGUAUCUUGUGUUGUCCUUCAUGCUUGUACACAUGGUCAAAGUCUGCACUGUUGUAGAAUAUGUUUUUUUACAUCAUGCAGUGUUUACAUUAUGUACUCAAGUGUUUUACUGAGUUUUCUUUUUUCUUCUUUUUUUUUAAACUUCUGACCAGCUGAUGCAAGAAAUUGAAUAAAUGUCAAACUGUCCCAUGUUGGCCGACAUGUUUGAAGAGUGACAUGAGGUAUGUCAGUGAGCUGAGUGAACUGUCUCUCUGUCGUAAUGUCUGUCUGUCUUAUGUCUGUCAAACGAUCACAAAGCUAACAAGCCGAUGUUUGGGUAGUUUAACAUUUAUAAUUUUUUGAAUCUCUCUAAGUAGCACUAAAUACAAUGUUAGAGCUGUGUCUAAUGAUAAUGCUUUUAUUUUUCGACUGUAAACCAAAAUACUGGACAAUUGUGCAUUUAAAAAAAA